AUGCGAUAUACCUCCCUCAUCUACCCAAUCCUGACAAUCUCCCUAGCCUCCACGGCCUACGCUCGCAACAAACAAUAUCCCAUCAACUCCCCGCUCCUCACCCCCGCCAUGCCACCCCCUCCCUCCUCAACAUCUACCCCGGCAGACGACAGUACCGUAAUCCUGUCCGACGUCCUCGGCAAUGACCGCAGCAUCAACAUCUUUGCAGGCUUUACUCGGGACUUCGCGCCCAUCUCCAAACGCUUCGAAGACUCCUCCCUCAACACUACGAUCCUCGCGCCUAUCAAUUCGGCCAUUAUGGGCCUGCCGAGGAAACCCUGGGAAGACCCGGAGGAUUAUGAUAAGUUAGGCGCGGAGGCAUAUGAGGGUGGUGGUGGGCAGGAGAGGGCACAGAGGAAUCUGAGGAGAUUCGUAGAGGCGCAUGUUGUUCCUGCUAGCCCGUGGAAGGAGGGGGAGAAGUUGAAGACGCUCGCUGGAGGGGAGAUUUGGUGGGAGAGUAAAGAUGGGGGGAAGAUGAUUCAACCAGGGAAUAUUGAGGUUAGUUCUAUAGCGAGCAAGGUAUAUAAUGGGGAGGUCUGGAUUUUGAAGGGAGUGAGGAAUUAUGCUUCGCAGUGA
Lachnellula hyalina is the source of this 615-nucleotide messenger RNA. RefSeq names its product FAS1 domain-containing protein (gene B5K2.060). Lineage: Eukaryota; Fungi; Ascomycota; Leotiomycetes; Helotiales; Lachnaceae. The record is from RefSeq and is a predicted model, not a curated record. The transcript has 2 exons. Bases 1 to 615 code for a protein of 204 amino acids.